Molecule: messenger RNA, 870 nt
Organism: Cadophora gregata
Lineage: Eukaryota; Fungi; Ascomycota; Leotiomycetes; Helotiales; Ploettnerulaceae
Exons: 2
Coding region: 1-870 (289 amino acids)
Biological process (GO): protein phosphorylation
Molecular function (GO): protein kinase activity; ATP binding
Source: RefSeq, a predicted model, not a curated record
AUGCCAUAUCCUGGAUACCUAGAAUUGGAGCAGAGAAUCCAUUGGAUGGAGAUGAGUGGGAACGGAGAGAAAAGAUCGCUUGAAGAUAGAAAUAAGCCCACUGCCGGCCAGGGGUCACAGAAAUUCUUGCCACGUCAUUCGACUACUGUAUUGGCCGCAUCGAUCACGAAACAGAAAUACUUGCAUAAAAAGCAGACUCCCGAUAUUGAAGCACAAGAGAACCUUGCUAUUGAAGCACAGAUCUACACCAUCCUCGGACAUCAUCCUCGAAUUAUCAGCUUCAAGGGCGGCAAUGCCUACGAUGGCCUCCGUCUUGAAUAUGCCACGAAUGGAUCAGUGGCCCAGUAUCUCAAGCUUCACGACCCAUCCAUGCUACAGAAGCUUAGUUGGUCACUGCAAGCUGCUGAGGGUAUCGCUCACAUUCACUCGUCAAGCGUCCUCCACUGUGAUAUCAACGUCAACAACUUACUUCUCGAUAAUGCCCUCAACAUUAAAGUUGCCGACUUCCAGGGGAGGUAUUUAGCACCUGGCGGAAGAGUGCUUCUUGAUGGAAGAUCAUCGGAGAACGUGAAAUCAUCUAUGCCUCGUUCCGAUCCAAAUUACGCGGACAAGAAGACGGAUAUUUUUGCCCUGGGUUCUGCGAUCUAUUACAUUAUAGAAGGCCACGAACCAUUUCCAGAACUAAACUCCUUGGAUGAUGACGACGAAUUAGAAAUCAUAAGUCGUUACAGUUCUGGCCGCUUUCCUCCUUUAAGAACUCAUUUGCCGAAAGGCGUUGUCCACGGGUGCUGGUCAGGGAGCUUUGAGUCUGCAAUGGAGAUUAUAGAAGACUUGAGAAAGGUUAUGGAGACGAUUCAACAUUUGGAGUAA